AUGGACGUCUACUACUUCUACAGCUACGGCACUGCCGCUUGGUUGGCCACACAGGCUGCACCACUCAUCGCUAGCCCCACGAUGAUUGCCGCGCUGCUCUCCCCGGAAGUGCGUGACGCUACAAUGCUUGAAGUCUACUUCUCCCGCACGCUCGGCUUCACCCUACUCACGGUGGGCGUGCUCACCGUUCUGCUCACCGGCUCUGUCCCGCUUUCGAGUAGUCUUGCAGAAGGUGUUUCAACAGAGAAUACCGACCCCAAAGCCCCCUACGCGCUUCCCACCCUGACCAUCACCGCUCUCUUCCACGCCGCCACCGCCUUUCAUUGCUACGGAUUGUGGACCGAGACGGGCGUCACUUCGUUCAGCCUGGGAAGCUUUGGCUCUGGGUUCUUUGCAUUGGUUGCGCUGUGGUGUAUUCUGUUUGCCAGCAGCAACGGCAAGAUCAGCCGGAAGACGGGCGCGGACAAGAGGACGAGUGGGUUUCCUUUCAAGAAUAACGAGGCCGACAAGAGAAAGGCCAGGUAG
Ascochyta rabiei is the source of this 525-nucleotide messenger RNA. RefSeq lists its product as uncharacterized. The coding region runs from base 1 to 525 and encodes 174 amino acids. NCBI's taxonomy places the organism in Eukaryota, Fungi, Ascomycota, Dothideomycetes, Pleosporales, Didymellaceae. The transcript is spliced from 5 exons. The record is from RefSeq and is a predicted model, not a curated record.